CCCCCCCUGCUUCGCCUCGCCGGCGGCCUCCCGCCCCCCCUUCUCCCUCCACUCCUCCUCCUCCUCCAUCCUCCAGUCCAAGAUGGCGGCGGCGGCGGCGGCGGCGACGGCUCCUCCGGGCUGCCCCGGUUCGUGCCCCAACUUCGCCGUAGUCUGCUCCUUUCUGGAGCGAUACGGGCCGCUGCUCGACCUGCCCGAGCUGCCUUUCCCGGAGUUGGAGCGGGUGCUGCAGGCGCCCACGCCCGACGCCGGCGACAGUGAGGUACCUAAAGAAUUGGUGGAGCUCCAUUUGAAACUGAUGAGGAAGAUUGGUAAAUCUGUAACAGCAGACAGAUGGGAAAAAUAUUUGAUCAAGAUGUGCCAAGAGUUCAAUAGCACUUGGGCAUGGGAGAUGGAGAAGAAGGGCUAUCUUGAAAUGAGUGUUGAAUGCAAACUGGGACUUUUAAAGUACCUCUGUGAAUGUCAGUUUGAUGACAAUUUGAAGUUUAAGAACAUUAUUAAUGAGGAAGAUGCUGAUGCCAUGCGCCUCCAGCCAAUUGGCCGAGAUAAGGACGGUCUCAUGUAUUGGUACCAGCUGGACCAAGAUCAUAAUGUCAGAAUGUACAUAGAAGAGCAAGAUGAUCAAGAUGGAUCUUCAUGGAAAUGUAUCGUCAGAAACAGAAAUGAAUUGGCUGAGACUCUGGAACUCCUGAAAGCUCAAAUAGAUCCUGCCCUUUUGAAAAAUUCCAGCCAACAGGAUGCCUCCUCCCGGGAAAGUCCCAGCCUAGAAGAAGAAGAAACAAAAAAAGACGGAGAAACACCUAAGCAAGAGGAGGAAUUAAAAUCAAAAGAUGAGAAAGUGAAAGUGGAGGAACCAGCAAAAGACUCUGAAAAUCUUCCUGUACCUCCUAUCUCAGAAGAGAAUCCUGUGAAAGUUGAGAAACCAGGAGAAAAAGAGCUUGGGAAAACACCAGUCAUAGUGAAGCUAGAAAAACCUUUAGAGAAUGAGGAGAACAAGAUCCCCAAAGAAGAAAAUGAUUCCUUCAAGGAAAAUGUUAAGCCUAUUAAAGUGGAGGUUAAGGAAUGCAAAGUGGAACCAAAAGAUGUUAAAAGUGGCACAGAGAAAAUGACUGUUCAUGAACCUGAGCGUUUAGAAAUUGGUAUUAAGCCUCCUCCAGAAAUUAUAGAGAAAUCAACUGAAGAAACGGAAAAAUUAAAAAAUGACCAGCAAGCAAAGAUACCCUUGAAAAAACGUGAGAUUAAAUUGACUGAUGAUUUUGAUAGCCCAGUCAAGGGACCUUUGUGUAAAUCAGUGACUCCAACAAAAGAUGCGUUGAAAGAGGAGGUGAAACCUGAGGAGGAGAUUUGUAAACGAAUUCCCACAAUCGUGGCUUUGUGUCCUGAAGGGAAACAGUUAGUCAAUGGAGAAGUUAGUGGGGAAAAAACCACUCCAAGAAAUAAGACAGAGCAAUUAGAAACCAAGCUCUACAAUCUAAAGGAAGGGAGCAGUCACCCAGCCAAGGAGAAAAAUGGCUUGGUGUUGGACAAUGAAGCAGAGUCCUUGAUGGGUCUAAAUAAAAGCAUAAAAGCAAAUGAAUCUGGGAAAGAUGGAGAGGGUACUAUUCAGAGAGGGCAAGGACUGGAAGAAUCUGGUCCUCCAGAAACAGAAAAAGCUCUUGACCACACUUCAGAAAUGGCAGAAGAUCUUUCUUUGAAAACAACUUUCUCCUCCACUGAAGCUUGUCCAAAGAAAGUUGAAGAAAAGUCCUCUGCUAAAAAUAAGAAGGACAAACGACCUCCACUCUUAGAAUGUCUAGAAAAGUUAGAGAAGUCCAAGAAGACUAUUCUUGAGAAGGACUCAUCAAAACUGAGUCCUAUACCUGAAGAAGCUGCAAAGAACAUCAUAGAUUCAGAGAAGAUGCCUUGUUCCUCAGAAGCAGCAGAGAUCUCUCCAACUUCUUCUAUUCCUGAUAACCAGGAGAAGACAGCUUCUGAAAAGGAUGGAUCAAAACCCAAUGAUGAUAGCCAGCACCUGGAAAAAACAGACCCUGAGGUUCUCAAGGAGGAAGUGGAACUUUCCAAGGUUGGAAUUGAUAAAUUAGAUAGCAGCCAACCUUGUAAAAUAGAAGAAACUUCAGAGACCAAGAAGGGGUCCACCAUGCAAAAAAGUAAAUUUAAAUAUAAACUGGUUCCUGAGGAAGAAACCACUGAAACAGAAAAUAAGGAAAUAACAUCCGAAAGGCAGAAAGAAGGAAUCAAAUUAACAAUCAGGAUUUCUAGCAGGAAGAAAAAACCUGAUCCUCCCCCAAAGGUUCUUGAUACUGAGGUAAAGGAAGAGACAGAAAAGGAAGAAGAGAAAGUAACUCCUGGUCGAACUUUAAGAAGGUCACCAAGAAUAUCUAGACCCACAGCGAAAGUAGCUGAGAUACGGGAUCAAAAGGCUGAUAAAAAACGAGAGGAGGAAGAGAAAGAAGACACAUCAUCUGUCCAAAAACAAGACAAAAAGGAGAACUCCAGAAAGCCUGACAAGGAUGCUAAUUCUAAAGUAAACAAGGUGAAAUCCAAGAACAAAGUCCGGUGGACAGGUUCUCGAACACGUGGUCGGUGGAAAUAUUCUAGCAAUGAUGAAAGUGAAGAAUCUGAGAGUGAAAAAUCUUCUGCUGAUUCAGAGGAGGAAGAAGAAAAGGAAACUGAGGAAGCUGUGCCAGCAGAUGAUGAUGAACCGUGCAAGAAAUGUGGCCUUCCCAAUCAUCCUGAACUAAUUCUUUUGUGUGAUUCAUGUGACAGUGGAUACCAUACAGCCUGCCUUCGUCCCCCUUUGAUGAUAAUUCCUGAUGGAGAGUGGUUUUGUCCCCCUUGCCAACACAAACUUCUCUGCGAAAAACUAGAGGAGCAAUUGCAGGAUUUGGAUGUUGCCUUGAAAAAGAAGGAGCGCGCUGAACGCAGGAAAGAGCGAUUGGUAUAUGUGGGUAUCAGUAUUGAGAACAUCAUCCCUCCUCAGGAACCAGAAUUAACCGAUGAUCAUGAAGAAAAGAAGAAAGAUUCCAAAAAAUCCAAAACACAUGUUCUUGAAAGGAGGUCGACAAGAACAAGGAAGUGUAUAAGUUAUAGAUUUGAUGAAUUUGAUGAGGCAAUUGAUGAAGCAAUUGAAGAUGAUAUCAAAGAAGCUGAUGGAGGGGGAAUUGGCAGAGGAAAAGAUAUUUCCACCAUUACAGGUCAUCGAGGGAAAGACAUCUCAACCAUUUUGGAAGAAGAAAGGAAAGAAAGUAAGCGGCCACAACGGGCAGCUGCUGCUCGACGGAAGAAACGGCGGCGGCUAAAUGAUCUUGAUAGUGACAGCAAUCUGGAUGAAGAAGAGAGUGAGGAUGAAUUUAAGAUCAGUGAUGGAUCUCAGGAUGAGUUUGUUGUGUCAGAGGAAAACCCAGAUGAGAGUGAAGAGGAACAGCCCUCAAAUGAAGACAGUGACACUGAAUUCUGUACCCGAAGAUCCCGGAGACACCACUCCAAGCCGAUGAGGCAGAGCAGGCGUUUGCGAAGAAAGACAGUGAAGAAAAAGUAUUCUGAUGAUGAUGAAGAAGAAGAUUCUGAGGAGAAUAGUAGAGCAUCUGAGAGUGAUUAUAGUGAUUACAGUGAAGAUUAUCUGGAAACUAGACGGAGAAGGUCAAGAAGGAACCAGAAAAGACAAGUUAACUAUAAAGAGGACUCAGAAAGUGAUGGUUCCCAGAAGAGCUUCAGAUAUGGGAAAGAAAUGAGACGAGUUCACAAACGCAGGCUUUCCAGCUCAGAUAGUGAAGAGAGCUACAUGUCCAAGAAUUCUGAUGAUGAUGAACCAGCUAAAGAAUCUCAACGGUCCAUUCGAAAGCGAGGUCGAAAUACAAAUGACUGUUCUGAAGCAGAAGCGGAGGAGGAAGAAGGCCGACCUACUCGAAAACGACUGCAUCGUAUCGAGACAGAUGAAGAAGAAAAUUGUGAGAAUACUAAUGAUACUGUGGAACAGCCUGCAGCAGCCAGCAAGCACUCAGUAUCAUCACAUGGACAGCACGAUCAUGCCAGAAAGCCCUAUAGGAUAGACAGUGAUGAGGAAGAGGACUUUGAAAACGUUGGGAAAGUAGAAAGCCCAUUGGACUAUAGCUUAGUGGACUUGCCUUCUGCCAAUGGACAGAGCCCUGGCAAGGCUAUUGAGAACUUAAUUGGCAAACCACCUGAAAAGCCUCAAGCCCCCAAGGACAGCACAGCCAAUGCCAGCCUAGCACCCAAUGGGACAGGUGGUGCACAGGAGGCAGGAGCACCAGAAGAAGAAGAGGAUGAACUUUUAAGAGUGACUGACCUUGUUGAUUAUGUCUGUAACAGUGAACAGUUAUAAGACUUUUUUCCAUUUUUGUGCUAAUUUAUUCCACGGUAGCUCUCACACCAGCGGGCCAGUUACUAAAAGCUGUUUUAUUUUUCCUAGAAAACUCUCCACUACAGGAUCACUUUUUAGAAGCAAAAAUUUCACCAGUCCCUGCAGUCUUUCUGUGAAGUGACCAGUUUUGAACUUUGAAGAUAAAUAAUCGCUGUAAAUUCCCUUUGCUGUUUUUUUUUGUUUGGUUUUUGGUUUUGGUUUUGCCUCCUCCCCAAGUUCAUGGUCCUUGAUAAUUUCAUUCAUGGGAAAAACAAAACACAAACACACAAAAACCCCAUAUUCUAAUAACAACAAAAGAUUUGUAUAUUUUUUACUUUAUAGUUCCUGAGCUCUCUUGACUUUGUGAUGGAUAAGAAUGCAUUCCAAAUCUGUCAGGGCCCAAAAUGGAAUUUGGGGGUGGGAGGAAGCACUUGUGCUUUAUUGUUUUCAUAUUAAAUAUAUAUAUAUAUUAUAUUUAAACAUUCAUGACAUUACGAUUAACAGACAGUUAAGUACAUGUCUGUGUUAUCGAAUUUUGUGAAUUGUAGAUAACAUCAUACCAUAACUCAUUUAGUAGCAACCUUCAUGAAAUCAACUUGUUUAAUACUGGAGAUAACCACACUUAAUCAAAAAGAGACCAAGUAAGUACCAUUAGUAAGAGCUCUAAUUUAAGUAUCUGUUACAAUGGAGUUUCUUUUUUUUUUAUCAUCUGAAAAACAUAGAUAACAUGAAACAUAGUAUAAUGAAGCUUAGACAGCCAAAUUGUGCUAACAACAAAUUUUAUAAAAUGGCUUUAUGCAUAUUUGAUCCGAUCAUCCCUAUUGUACCAUGUCCUGAUAGAAAAUAUCAAUGUGGUGAUUGUACAUAUUUGGUUGAUAUGUCAAAAGAGAUAGUGUAAACAUUAACAGAUAGCAUAAGUAUUGUUUUUAACAACUGACCACUUAAUGUUUAAACAUUUGAAAGGUCAUUUUGAGAUAAUAUAUCUAUAUCUAUAUAGAUAUUUGCAUAUGCCAUACAUUUUAAUAGACGCUGAGCUGACAAUGGGAUUUUAGCACAUUUCAUGAUGGGAGUGGGUUUUCAGGUGACUCCUAACCAAUCUAUUCUUGCCCUUACUAUCUACUUCAAAUUGAAGUCUACAAACCAAGCAGUUCCUUUGGAAGGUAUUUUAGUUGAGUGAGUAUGUGUGCGUGUGUGUGUGUGUCUGUGUGUGUGUGUGUGCGCGCUUGUGUGUGUGCAUGUUUUGGGAUUUCCUAUUUGUCUGGAUGUCUUAGCAGGUUUUAAGUGUCAUUUUUUGCCUUUGGCCAUUAGAAUUUUAUUCAAAUUCAUUUACCACCCAUAUGACCAACCUAAAGAAGAAGGAAAACAGCCAGUAUAUCGCCUAAGUUUGUGGGUGUAGCAUCCACUCAUAUGCCUUGACACAAAGUGAUGCCUGACAUUUUAGCAGGAAGAUGGGGAAUUGAGGUGGACAGUUGAGCACCUGGUUGACACUAACCAUGGUCCUCAUUUUAUUCAGCCUUUGUAUCAUCCUGUGAAGUUUCAGGUAGGAGCCCUAACAUUUGGACAAAGCAUAGUAGCCUUUUUGAUGAACCUUCAAUGUGUCCUUUUGAAACCAGAGAUGGUCACUUCUGGUCAGCCCUUUUUUUGCAGUGGGAUUUAGAUUCCCCUCCCCCUCCCCCUUUUCUGUCCAUUGCUGGCAAUGGAUAAAUGUUACCUGCUGAUGACCAAGCUAUCUCCUUUCCAAAUUAAACCUUUUGUGUGCUAGUCAAUCCAUAAUUAAGCACUUCUUUUUUAUUUUUAUUUUUCAAAGCUGGCACUAGAACUACAUAUAAAUACCUCUCUAGAAAACUUUGCUUGCCUUCCCUUUGUGUCCCUCCCCAAUUUCAUUCCCAGACUUAACUUUUGGCCUUGAAAGUUUAUAGCUUUUUUUUUUUUUUGACUGAUGUUGGUUCUUUACUGUUUAUUCUACUUCACUUUAGUUCUGUAGUUCACCUGUCCAUUAAUAUUUUUGUUGGAUUCUAGCAAUGUAUAUUUCGUCUGUUUUAAAAAAUAAAAUAAAAUAAUCAAAGGCAACCUAAAAUUAGGAUGCACCAGUAGUAUGCUGUGUUAAGGAAGUUGUGACUUUAUUUUGAAGAGUGACCCAUUUUAAGGGGAAGAAAUGACUUGCGUUCACAGGCUACAAAAUGCCUUUAUAUAAUUCACAUAAUGUUUAAUCUAAGUUUCAUUUCUGUCAUUUAGGGUAAAUUGCAGAAGUUUGGCAUUUUAACUUCAUUUAAAGCAAGCUGGCAAAGAGAAGGUGCCAGCCAGCACCAGCUUCGUUUUGCAUCUGAGCAAAGAUAACUACAGCAUGCAGCUUUUCCUCCUGUAAUAUGCCUUCUCCCUGCUCCCCACCCCAGAAACCCACCAGCCCCAGCUUCCACCUAAGCCCUGCACUUACACCUCAGGCACAUAGACAAAAGACAUGGCUUUUAGAAUUAACAUUUUCAUUGCAUGCCUGAUGUACAGAAAUUCUGAAGGGUUGUUUUUGUUUUUUUGUUUUUUUACUUCCCAGUACAGGAAGUUUCUGGGAAUUUUUGUAACAGUGAGGCAGAUAAAGAUACUGGUUGUUGUACCAGCUUCUAACAAAUUGUAAUUAGGCCACUUUGACCAGCUGGUAAUUAAGGUCUUUGGAUCCAUGCCUGUAUGGUAAGUGGCAGAACUAUUCUAACCACAGGUCCUGGUAAGAACCCUUUAGGCAAGAUUCAUCAACGUAUCUCUAUACUUAGAGCCAUUGAAAUCUAAAAUGUUGCUCUCUAGGUAGUCACAAGUAUGUAUAGCUUACAGCUGAUAGGCCCAACUGAAAGAUAUAGCAGCUCUGGACUGGUUCUGCCCCUUGUUAUGUAUAAUUCAGCCUCAAGUUGCUUGAUCACAAAGGGAAUAAGUUUACUAUAAUUCUAAAUAUAUUUUUCAUUCAUAUGUGAAAAUAAGAAAAAUUCAAAUGCUUUCUCAAAAAUAUAAGAAAAUAAUUCAGGCUACUCCAAACCCCCAAAGUAACAUUGAGCCACCAUAUAACAAAGCUGCUUAUAUACUGUAAAACACCUUGGAUGAGCUCCAAACUGGAUUCUCCUUGUAGUGAUUCCAUUUGAUAGCAAACAUUCUAGAGGUUCUAAUUUGUAUUCAUUUCAUUCAACCUUAUUAAGUCAGGAUUUAGAAUAUUUAAAAACAAACAGUUUUGGUUCCUAGUCAGUUCUCCCUUUUUACUGGACAUUUUAAAAUGAAGAUCAGCUUGGUCAUAAAAAAGAAUAGGAUUUGGACUUAAAUUGCAGCUUGGCUUUGAAGAUUCUCUGUUGAUGAAAUAAUGUUCACUGUAACUUUUUACUGAUGCUAGCAUGUUACUGCAAAUCCAAAGGCAGAAAUACAACUAAUUACCAGAUAGAGAUCCUUUGGGUGAUCUGACUGUAUUUGCUUUCCACAUUGUGUGACCUAGCCCAAGAUUUCAGUCUUAAUAAGGAAAUGGAAUGGUUUAGUUUAGGAUAUGUAAAUAACCAAAAGAUUUUCAAAUAUUUUUGAAACCACUAGAAAUUCCUUAAAGGUUUUAGACAAAAUAAUUACAAGAGAAUAAUCUCUUGUUGCUUAGUUCUUCAUUGUCACAAUUUAGCCCUAGCCCAUUUUGUUUGUUAACAUAAGGAACGUGAUUGGUCACUUCAACCUGCAUUGAUGAGGGAAAAACAGAUCUCUGUAGGUGGAAUUAAUAGUAUGGUUUGGUUUUAUAUCGCAAAAGUUUUUUAAAGCCUGUGUUACACAUAAGAUAUUCUGUUAGAAAUAGUGUCAUUCUUCCCCCUGAUUUUCUAAUUUACUCUGCCCUCACCCUCAGUAUGAAGAGGAAAAUGAAGUUAAGUUUAAAGUAUAGAAACAUAAUAAUAGACUUAACUCCAGUCCCAUGAGUGUCUGUGUCAUAUCCAUGUCCCAGGGCUAUGAGUCUUGUUUUCUGUUAAACAAAGUCACAACUUAAAAUCAGUACUUUGGAGAAGUACUACAUGAAUAAAAAUGAUCAAAAAUACAUUCUUUGAGCACCUUAUAUUUGUUGAAUUUGGCAUAUGCAUGUACACACACAUAUACACAUAUAUGAGAAAUAUCUCUCAAAAAUUUCUUCCACAUUUUUCUACAAUGCUUAAAAUAGUGGACUUUGUCAUUGCCAUGGGACCAGAAGAUAAUAGCAAUGUUCUUCUCCUUGAUGUGACAUCCUCAGAAAGUAAUGCUGUUCUCAAGUAGGCCUUGUUUGCCAAAUUUUCAUAAGUUGUCUCUGGUUUAUUGGCUUUGUGGCUGAGCAUUUCUAAGCCAAAGUUAUCAUUUAUCAUAACAGAAUCCAUCUCCUCUUUAACACUGAUAUCACCCACCAUUCCCAACAUUAGAGGUAAAAUUUAUUUUUAAAGUAGAGGGUGAGCUUUAUAGAUUUAUUUUUAUUACAGUAAUCUUGGAAACAAGGGCCCAAAAGUUUUAAAUGUGGUCAAUGAUGUAUAAAAUAUAUAACGUAAUUGUUUUAAGAACCUUUAUUUCUUUGCCUUAAGUUAUCAUUAUCACUUCACAUUUAUUGAGUGCCAAGUUUCCUAGGUGCUGUCUUUUUUUUUUUCCUUAAUAGAGAAUGACUAGGUCCUUGGGACUUUAUAGGUCUGCCAUCAGUCACUACAGACCAGAAAUUCUUAGUAGUGAGCUUUGUAUAGAUGACUCAGAUUCUACAGUGUGAUGCUUUUUUUCUUUUACACCUCCCUAAUCACCCCCCACCACUGCCAUGAGUUAUGUUGUACAGAUUACCAUCAGCAAUUUUUUUUUCUAAAUACACAGUUCAAAAACUAUGAUUGUCCCAUUUACUAUUUCAUUUUUGUGCAGUUCCUUGAAAAUGGUGACAAUGCUAAGCACUACAAAACAGUCCUGGCACAUUUGCAAUGAAUACAAUUAAGGCACAAAAAUACUCUAAAUUGUAACACCUGUGUGGGAUACAUAAUCCUUCAUAUUACCAGAUUUUUGGGUGGGUAAAAAUCAUUUGAUUUCUGAAUAAGCUAUUUAGACUUUGGGAAGAAGGACUUAAAAAAAGGAUGCUGAACAGAAACUUCAGUAGAAUAGAAAUUUCAAAUUCAUGUCUUUGAACACAAUUUGGAAAAUAUACUGAGGUCUGUCUUACUCCUUUUGCCACUGGAUGAUGUGAGUUAAGAAUGGAAUUGUCAACUCCAAUUUUAUACUUCCUCUUAACUUUCCUCAGUUUAUUAAGAAAUUUUAAUUUUAUUGUAAAUUGUGUUUUUAAAUCUGUAUUUAUUAAGUUCUGGUGGUAGACCAAGUAGCUGCAUGUUAGAAAUAUGGCCAUCCAGAAAACUUGUUUGAAAUUUUAAGUAAACACUCAAGAGCUUCAGAAAUCAUUUAACUUAUUUUGUACGUUGCAAAAAAAAAUUUUAUUUUGCUUAGAGUGACAUUUUUUAUAAUUGUGUACAGCUUUUAAGGGUGUGGGAGGUGGGGAAAUAACACCCAAAAGUAGAAUGUAGAUUUUUACAAUUGUGUUUGUGAUAGAAUAUCCAAGGGUACAUGCUGUAAUUAAAACUAAAACUGCUUAACAAUUUGUGCCAUGGUCUUUUUCAUCCUCCUGCCUGAGAGCUAAGUGUUGCUGGUAUACAUCAAUCCUGUCAUACAUACAAAGGAUCUGUGACACCAGGAGACUAAUGCAACCACUGUUCUCCUAUUUCCAAAGGCAUUUCCCAAAAUCAAAAAUAAGUGAGUGAUCAGAUAAAGGGGCCUGGAAUGAUCCCAAUUAGAAGGACUGGCAUAUUAUAAUGAUCUGGUUUUUCCAAAGUCAUAAUAUCAUAGCUGGUCUGAUGUUUUGUUCUCAUCUCCAAUAGCCCUUUGCCAUUUGGGACUUUUAUCCUUUCAGAAGAACCUACCAGUGAUUUUUGCAUCUACCUAGUACAGAGUAUACAGUACUGCUAAUUUUGAAACACGUGGAAGGCAUCUAAUUGCUUAUGACUUAUAGGCUUAGACUGCUGUUUUUCCCAUGAAUGCCAAUUCAUCCGCUUUUAAAAAUAGGCAUGGCAAGAAAGUGCAGAUCUUGUUUUCUAAUUCCACUUUCCUUGAAGAUAGAUUUUGAAAUCUCAUUCUUUUAAAUAGUACAUUUCCAGAAUUGGUUUUAAAAAAAAAACAAACUUUGUUUCAAUGUCAAUGUAUUGCUCCCCCCACAAUCCAUGUAGCCCAGCUGUGCUCUUAAAAAGGAAAAAAUACAUCUGCGUGAGUGUGUUAAUAAGCAUCUAAUCAAGCUAACUGAUGUGUAGCUUCUGUCUGCAGCUGUUAUCAGAUAGGACAGGCUCUUCAUUGUAUUUAUGAGUCCUGCAGUGUAAUCCUGGUGAUCUUGAGUCUCCUGCCUUGGCAUAACUAAUAUAGACUACUUACUAGCAGAUAGGGAUUUGGGGGUUCUCUGUGUAUUUGUUGUUUUAAGUAUAGUAUCUGGCAUUCAGAGGAACUAAUCAGAUCAGAGCUGCCAGAACAUGCCUUGCAAUUUAAGAUAUGCUGAUGUGAAACACUUUAUUUACUCCUAUUCUUUGGAUCUGUUUUGUUGGGUUUUUGUUUUUAAGAAAAUAUAGUUUGUGGAUUAGGUUCUCAGACUUAGGGAAUGCUUCCAUUUAUUUUGUUCUUGACAGACAAGUAUUAAAUGUUAAGAAGCUCAGCGAGUAAGGUCAUAGAUAUGAUACCUUAACCUUGCAAAAAGGCUGAAUUUCUAUUUCUUGAUGGAAUCAUGAUCAUUGCUAAAGGUCUGAAAGGAUCGGUUUCUUCUAUAUGGAUGUGUCUUGAAUGUUGUAGUGGGAGAAUAUAUUUUAAAAACUGGAAGCGUGAUUCAUUGCACAGAAAAUGGGUGAUACUUUUCACUCUUUUUUUUCCCACAACUAUGCUAUCACAAGCAUGUAAAUUUUGUGCAUAAAAAUAAUGUGGGAAGUCCUGGUAGCCUCGGUGCUCAAGGGGUUAAACUGCAAUUUAUGAACAGCUAGUGUGUUAAAAUUGCAAUGCACAACUGUUUAAAUACUAUAUACCUUGUAAAUGAAAAACAGAAUAUGUUAAGGCUGGUGCCAAUAUUUUUGUUAAUGAAAUGUUCAAUGUUGUCUCACUACAGUCUGGUCAGAACUCUUUUGGUGUGUAAACUAGGCCCAAAGCCAUUUUAUAGCUGCUGGCCUAAUUGUGUAACUUUUUCUUUCAUAAUGCUUUUGUUAUAAUACCUUCUGUCAUUUAUUACAUAUAAAUAUGACAUGUUACGUUGUCAUAAUAAAAAAAUUUUAAAUAA
Molecule: messenger RNA, 11648 nt
Organism: Monodelphis domestica (gray short-tailed opossum)
Lineage: Eukaryota; Metazoa; Chordata; Mammalia; Didelphimorphia; Didelphidae
Gene: RSF1
Product: remodeling and spacing factor 1
Biological process (GO): negative regulation of DNA-templated transcription
Cellular component (GO): RSF complex
Molecular function (GO): histone binding
Source: RefSeq, a predicted model, not a curated record